Messenger RNA from Metarhizium acridum CQMa 102, 741 nucleotides. The record is from RefSeq and is a predicted model, not a curated record. NCBI's taxonomy places the organism in Eukaryota, Fungi, Ascomycota, Sordariomycetes, Hypocreales, Clavicipitaceae.
AUGGGCCGCGAACUCCAAAAAAAGAAGCGCCGCUCGAACCGCCAACCUGUCAAACAAUCAAACAGGACCAAAAAAAUCCUCAACCCCCGCGGCAACAACAUCAUUGCCAAAAACUGGUACCGUCGUUCCCCCCCCUCCCCCAUCCACGGCCCGUCUCCCCCAUCGCUUUGGCUCAAGCUGCUAACCGGCUAUAUUAGGGACAAGAAGGAAACGCUCGCCCAAAACUAUCGCCGCCUCGGGCUCGUUGCGCGGCUCAAAGCUCCCACCGGCGGCGUGGAAAAGAAACUGAGCGCCACUACGACGGGGAUAUCGAAAGAUGACCCGUUCGCAAUAACAUCCGUGGGAAAGGCCAUUGUUUCCGAGGCAAAGGUGGAGCGGGACGCGGACGGCAAAAUUAUUCGAGUUUUGGGAACGACCAGGUCAAAUCCUUUGAAUGACCCGCUGAACAAUCUUGACUCGGAUUCGGAGGACGGCGGCGGCGAGGAAUGGGGUGGCAUUGCGGAGAGGGAGGCCGAGGAGGAGGGCACGACAGAUGUGGUGAGGAGUUUGAUCGAGGAGUCGCAUAAUCCUGCGCCCAAGGCGGCGAGAUACCAAAGUGAGGGGGAGAGGGAGUGGUUGGAGAAGCUGGUUAAGAAGCAUGGGGAUGAUUAUGGGGCGAUGGCAAGAGACACCAAGUUGAAUCCGAUGCAGCAGACAGCUAGGGAUAUUGGGCGGAGGAUCAAGAAGAUGGGGGGUGGAUGA